Molecule: messenger RNA, 360 nt
Organism: Macrosiphum euphorbiae (potato aphid)
Lineage: Eukaryota; Metazoa; Arthropoda; Insecta; Hemiptera; Aphididae
Source: the annotation of a GenBank genome assembly
AUGUUUAGCAGCAUGACAGUGCGCGAACUGGAAGAUACUAUUAAAAUCAUAGAACGAUACGAGCGCGAAUUGAUCAAUCGCGACAAGAUCCAACAAGUUCUCAAAAGUCGCGUUGCCGAAGUAGUGAUGACCAAAAAACGGGCCGCUCGCAAAAGAGCAAAAAUUUUACAACGUCGAAUACAUCUAGCUCAAGAAACGGCCAUGUUAGCGGGUACCGCUCCGGCACCGAUUGAUCCGAAUCUCCAACUCGAAUUCGACUAUAUAAUGAACUAUUUGAAGUUGGACGAGCCGAUUAUUAAUGAUCUGUUUCGAUCCCUCACCGAGGAAGAAUUAAAGAUCGUACACCAAUAUCUACGGUAA